This is a messenger RNA of Linnemannia hyalina, 1320 nucleotides long. Lineage: Eukaryota; Fungi; Mortierellomycota; Mortierellomycetes; Mortierellales; Mortierellaceae. The record is from the annotation of a GenBank genome assembly.
AUGAGGCGAUCCACUCUAGCCGCUUUCAUCCCGGCCCUCAUCGCCAUCCUCGCUGCUCACAAUCCAGUCAACGCACAGGCAGACCCCGUCAUGGAAUACUGUUCCGCAACCGGCUGCUCAUCUGUCUUCACCCUGCUCAAUCCUUGCGGCGGCGGAGCCUCCAACAGCUCCCUCCAACAGGAUCUAACCUACACCGUCACCCCGGACCUGGGCUCCUGCGAAUGCAACUCCCAGUUCUUUAACGCCCUCUCCUCCUGUCUGGGCUGUGUUUCUUCUCAGGGCAAGAACUCGCCGUCUAUUGAUACCCAGAUCAAUUGGACGAAUAACUGUAUAGCUGCCGGCUUCAACUUUACGCAGGAUCCUAUUCCCUAUCAGCCUCCUACGACCGGUGGGAGUGAUAGGAGCGGUGGGGGUGGACUUGGAGGUGGAGCCAUUGCGGGGAUUGUGAUUGCGUUGCUGGUUGUUGCUGGUGUUGGAGGAUUCUUCUUUUGGAGGACGAGGGGUGGUGGAAAGAGGACCAAGAACAGUAUCUUUGAGCGACCCUAUACUGCAGCGAAUGCUUCGGGAUCUUAUGAGCCGACCAACAACCAGGCAGGAUUCAAUACCUACAACAACUACCAGCAAGACGAGUAUUCUUCGAAUGGAGGAGGAAAUGGAGGAUACUCGGAUUAUGAUCAACAAAACUAUUAUGGCUCAGGACAGAACGGCGACGACUCGAUGGCGAUGAGCAACCUUCAGCACAGCAACUAUAUCCCCCCGCCCAUGCCCAUGUCCCCCUCCGCCGUCGCUGCCGUCGCUUCUGCUGCUGGAGGAAUCCAACGACCCCUGGGCGAACCCCGCCCCUCAGACCAGUUCCCACAAUCUCUUCGCCCGGAAUGGGAUGCCAACAACCAGAGGAAUAACGAGCACGAGCUCACCUCGGACCUGAUUUCGAGCGACCAUUUAUUGUACAACGAUAAGGCCGUGAUCGAGGACGACGACGAAUUGGAACCCCCACGUGCGCGGGAUCGGUACAGGAAUGACCGUGAUGAUUUUACACAACGUCGGUCGAUGACCCCUCCCCGGGCCAAUAUGCAGUCGUACAGGGAUGAGUUUACGAGACCUAGCUUUGACCGGGAACCGCGUCGGAACAGUGGGUCUGAGAGGGGGUCGGUUUCCGGAUUGCGCGUUGCGGCUGGUACUGGAAGUGGGUAUAACAGCCAGGACGAGUCUUCGGAGGGUCCCCUACAGAGUGGACAGUUGGAUCUGAGUGACAGCCCCGAGAAUGCUCGGAGGCGCCGUGCGGCCGAGUUGUUCUCUGCCGAGGGCACUCGUCGUUAA